AUGUGUGGUAUCGAUGGCAGCGCCAGUGAAUUUGUUCGUUCUCUUGUUGUCAUGCUAAACAACUUCAAGGAGUCAGGGAUGAUCGUGCUCAACGCCAAGCAGUCAGGGAUUGUGGUGGCAACUAAAAAGAAGCGGAUUGUGGUGGCAACGAAAAAGAAGUGA
This is a messenger RNA of Peronospora matthiolae, 162 nucleotides long. Lineage: Eukaryota; Oomycota; Peronosporomycetes; Peronosporales; Peronosporaceae. The record is from the annotation of a GenBank genome assembly.